AUGACCAGCACUCCCCCUCGAGAUCUCCAAGUCCUUGUACCAUCUACAAUUGAUACAUAUAACACUUGGGUCUCGUCCCAUGGCGCUGCUCAUGCUGUAGAUGUUCUGGCGGCUGACAACUCAACUCGACUACUGUGGAUUGGACCAAGGAAGGCAAAGAAGGUGGUCCUCUUCUUUCACGGUGGUGGGAAAGAAGCACUCGAUGCUGGGGUGCAGCUCAGUGUGUGUAUUCUCGAAUACGAUUUGAUCCCCGCCAAUCCGUAUCCUAGACAAAUGUUGCAAGGCAUCCUUGCCCUCGAGCAUUUGAUAGAAUUGGGAUACAAACCAUCAGAGGUAUCGAUCGUCUUUGGUGGUGACUCUGCAGGCGGCCAUCUGUCUCUAUCGCUCAUGGCUCAUCUUCAUCGUUCCCGUGCCGUGAAAUACACAUCAAGGAGUCUCUUUGAACAGUAUGGCAGUGUAAGAGGGUGUUUCCUUGUGUCACCUCUAGCAUCUUUCAGACUCAGUACCCCCUCCUAUCAAAGGUGGUUUAGUGCCGAUGUCUUGAGCAGGAAGGUCGUGCAUAAAUGGGGACUCUAUCUUGUGGAAAAAUCUCCUUGGCAGGAGGAAAUUUCCGCCGGUGAUGGCUGGGGUAUGGCACUGGAUGUGCCAGGAAGCUGGUGGGAGAAUUUAAAGGCUAUUGACCGUGUGCUUGUCACUGGUGGCUAUGAAGAGGUCUUCAGCGAUCAUAUCCAGCAACUGGGCAAGAUGCUACAAAGCAAAAGCCAUGGUGAGGUGACGCUCUAUAUGGGCAAUGAAACCCACGAUGGACCUUUGAUGGACUUUGCCGCGGGCAGGCGUCCGAGUGAAACGACCAAGACCAUUACAGACUUUAUAAUAUCUUGUUUCAAGGAAUGA
This is a messenger RNA of Penicillium subrubescens, 894 nucleotides long. RefSeq lists its product as uncharacterized. The transcript has 5 exons. Gene Ontology annotation, molecular function: hydrolase activity. NCBI's taxonomy places the organism in Eukaryota, Fungi, Ascomycota, Eurotiomycetes, Eurotiales, Aspergillaceae. Bases 1 to 894 code for a protein of 297 amino acids. The record is from RefSeq and is a predicted model, not a curated record.